Colletotrichum karsti is the source of this 1431-nucleotide messenger RNA. RefSeq names its product ammonium transporter. Bases 1 to 1431 code for a protein of 476 amino acids. Gene Ontology annotation, molecular function: ammonium channel activity. The transcript has 5 exons. Gene Ontology annotation, cellular component: plasma membrane. Gene Ontology annotation, biological process: ammonium transmembrane transport. The record is from RefSeq and is a predicted model, not a curated record. Lineage: Eukaryota; Fungi; Ascomycota; Sordariomycetes; Glomerellales; Glomerellaceae.
AUGGCGGAGAUCAUUCCCGUGACCGAGUUCCCCGACUACGCCGUCGACCCAACGGGCGGCGACCCUCUUACCCAUGACCUCAAUGCCCCGUACGACAAGGGCGAUCUGUGCUGGGUGUUGGUCUGUACGGUCUUCUGCUGGCAGAUCACGCCGGCUAUCGGGUUCUUGUACGCGGGAAUGCACCGAAGAAAGUCGGCGUUGACGAUGAUCUUCCAAUCGUUGUUCUGUGCAUGUGCCUGCGGUCUUCAGUAUUGGCUCUAUGGCGCGUCUCUGUACCAAUCGCGAGUUUCGAAUCCGAUCUUGGGCGACCUUUCCCUUGGUGUCUUUCACAACCUCCUCGCAUCUCCAUCUUUCGCCAACUCCGACAUUCCAGACAUCUUGUAUGCGGCCUUUGGGUUCACUUUUGUCACGGCGACUGCCAUGAUCUUGGCCGGUGCGAUGCUUGAGCGCGGCCGUCUCUGGCCCAGCAUGCUCUUCAUUCUCUGCUGGACAACUUUCGUCUACUAUGUUUUGGCACAUUGGGAGUGGAAUCCCAGUGGAUGGCUUUACAAGCUCGGCCUCUACGACUUCGCUGGCUCUGGCCCCGUCCAUAUCGCCAGUGGUUUUGGCGCCCUCGCGUGGUCGAUGAUGCUUGGCCCCCGCAUUAGCGAUGAUGCUGCGACAAAGAAGAAGUACGCGCCUCACUUCAAACCACAUAACCCCUUGUUGAUGGUUCUCGGGACCAUUCUUAUCUGGUUCGGAUGGUUCGCUUUCAACGGUGCGAGCACAGCCAACCUCAGCCUGCGGUCCAUCUACGUCGUUGUCAACACCAACUUUGCUGCGUGUGGCGGCGGUAUAACAUGGGUCCUUCUCGAUUACUUCUACACUAAGAAGUUCAGCCUGGUCGGUUUCUGCUCCGGAAUCAUUUCUGGCCUGGUUGGCAUCACCCCAGCAGCCGGAUUUGUCCUUGUAUAUGUUUCGCCUCUCGUCGGUGUUCUUACAGCCGUUUGCUCCUUCUUCACCGUCCGGUACCAGUACCUCCUCCGCGUCGACGACGGUCUCGACAUCUUCGCGAUCCACGGGGUCGGUGGAUUCGUGGGAGAUAUCCUGACCGGAUUGUUCGCUCACAAGAUGGUACCUGCUCUCGAUGGAGUCAGCAACACCUACGAUGGAGGCUGGUGGAAUGGUCACUGGCGUCAACUCGGUUUGCAGCUCGCUGGUGCUACUACUUGCGCCGCCUGGUCUUUUUUCGUCUCCUGCAUCUUGCUUUUCGCCAUCAACAAGAUUCCCGGAAUGCACCUCCGCGCUACCGAAGAAGAUGAGAUUCGCGGGCUCGAUUUCGCGUACAUCGAAGACGCCAUCUCGGAUUACGACAGUGGAGAUCUGCUUAUCCACAACGGGCAAGUCGUUGAAGCGUCUCCUAGGGAGACGAGCGUGUCAAAGAGUGCUUAA